This is a messenger RNA of Neohortaea acidophila, 1238 nucleotides long. Its product is annotated as Decaprenyl diphosphate synthase-like protein. Gene Ontology annotation, cellular component: dehydrodolichyl diphosphate synthase complex; endoplasmic reticulum membrane. The coding region runs from base 74 to 1105 and encodes 343 amino acids. NCBI's taxonomy places the organism in Eukaryota, Fungi, Ascomycota, Dothideomycetes, Mycosphaerellales, Teratosphaeriaceae. The transcript has a single exon. Gene Ontology annotation, molecular function: ditrans,polycis-polyprenyl diphosphate synthase [(2E,6E)-farnesyl diphosphate specific] activity. The record is from RefSeq and is a predicted model, not a curated record.
UGCACAAUCUUUCAAAAACCACACUUGCUACGAAUGCACUCACACCUUUCGACCACCGCAUUCUUCCGAUAACAUGGUGGGAGCACGUCACGCUCAAGCCUUCCACGCCGACGUGGAUGAGCAAGGAAGGCGACUCUCCGCCCGCGAGCGUGAACGACUCCUCAAACCCUACCUCCCACCGACCCCCAAACCCGAAACCUCCCACUCCUCAGCAGCCCACAAAUCGCCGCUUUUCCAGCACAAAAAGCGAGUACGGCCGGCGAUCCGCCAUGCCAUCCACAGCCUCAUCUUCACCAUCAUCCACGUCUUCUUCAGCGUCUACAUCCGGCUCCGCGAAGCCUACCAUGCCGUGGUCAACCAGAUCUUCACCGUGCUCUACUACCACCACCGCACCCCCGAGCUCAUCAAGAAGGACAUGAAGAAUUUGAGCAAAGUGCCCAAGCACCUGAGCGUGAUACUACAACAGUCGCCGGCGGGCGGGGACAAGGACAGUCUUGAGACGCUGAUGAACGAUGCGUGCGAGAUUGCGGCGUGGACGGCGAGCGCGGGCAUUCCGGUGCUCUCGAUCUACGAACGCACGGGGAUUCUUAAACACUCGCUGCCGCAUUUACACCGCCGGAUCUCGCGGACGAUGACAUCUUAUUACGGCGAGGCGGCGGCAUCGAAGCCCACGAUAUCCCUCCGAGCUCCGCACCUGCCCUCCUACAGUCCACCUACAUCUCCCGAGCCCCCGACAAAUGGCGAUGAUGCGGAUGGCCACGUCCAUCACCCACACCUCGCCAUCAUGCUCAUAGACGAGAGCGACGGGCGGCAGACGCUCGUUGACCUCACCAAAACGCUGGCGGAGAUGGCGCAGCAUGGCAAGCUGUCACCGGAGGACAUUAGCAGCGAGCUCAUCGAUGCUGAGAUUAGCGAGUCAGUGAUGAUGGAGCCGGACCUCAUCAUCUUGUUUGGGGACCAGAUUGUGCUGGACGGGUAUCCGCCGUGGCAGGCGCGGCUGUCGGAGAUGUUCUAUGUGCAGGAUCAUGUGGGCGGGGUGGGAUAUCAUGUGUUCUUGCGCGCGCUGUAUAAGUAUGGACAGGCGCAGUUUCGAGUGGGAACGUGAGGAGCAUUGUCCUAAGCGACACAGGCACACGGAGCGAAGCACUUGAUCAUGACUAAUCCCAGUCAAACCUUAGAUAUGCCUAAUAAAGCGAUCAAUGAGACACGAGCAAGCAUGCCCUUGUGUCUUACCCGCG